This is a messenger RNA of Closterium sp. NIES-67, 4627 nucleotides long. NCBI's taxonomy places the organism in Eukaryota, Viridiplantae, Streptophyta, Zygnematophyceae, Desmidiales, Closteriaceae. The record is from the annotation of a GenBank genome assembly.
UUAGCCUGGGCUGGACACCUUGUUAUGCGCACCAGUACAUUAGCCAUAUUAUCCAGCUCCGCCCUGGAUUCUAGAUGUCUGGCAAGUCGGCGCGACGUGGCCCAGAUGGGCUGGCACGAUUUUAUUGAAACGCCUCAGUUCGCGUAUUAGCAUGAGCGAACAACAGUCAGUUCUGGUAGCGACACGUGUCACUGAUUUUCUGGUCGACAACAUCGUACGGCAACAGCAACAGCAUCUGGUCUCCAGAAGACAACUACAGCACUGCGAGUCUGCUGCAAGCGAGGAUGAACAGCACCCGCGAACUGCGGACAGCAGCCUUACUCCGUUUAUUGAAACAUCAUAUACGCCUCGGCCGUUCUACCAUUCAGUUCCGCCUCUCCCUUCUCCCCCUCCUCCUCCUCUACUGUCUCGGUGUUGCCAGCAGCAGCAGCAGCGGCAGCGGCAGCGGCAGCGGCAGCACUGGGAAAAGCGACGAUAGCACGUUGUUUCUGGGUCGGGUGUCCCAAUUCGAGAAUGAGCUCACCGAUCAGCUGCACCAGAGCAACACGACUGAACCGAUCAGACCACCGCAACCCAAGUCAACGAAUUCAACGGAGUCGACUGAAUCAACGAGAUUAACGAAGUCAGCAGAACGGAGCAGCUCAAAACCAAAAGCCAGCUCGAAGGCAAAAGUCAAGCCAAUUAUUAUGAGCAAAACCGGCGUUGAGCUUAAUAACCCAAACCUCCCAAUUCCCGCCACUCCAGAAGGUUCCCCGCUCCUCCCUCCCUUCCCGGACUCCAUACUCGAUACAACCACCCUCGAUACAAGCAUAACCCGCAGCCAACUAGCCAACGCGUAUCUAGAAUACUUCAAGUUCCACAUCCCCCAGAAAGAGGUCCGGCUACAGUGCGCUGGUGCAAGCUGUCCGAACCUCGCGCCCUGUGGCCCGGCGUUCCCGAACCUGCAAGCCUGCCACCGAACUGACGUGGUGGCGCCGAUCCACAUCGACCCCGGACCUCCGGAGAACUGUCCGAAGCUGGAGCAUGAGGAGGAGAUGGGUGGGAAGGGGGCGGAUUUGGCGUGUUCGCAUGCGGGGGACUAUGUGCGGCAUGACCGGACGCUGUUCCAGUAUUUUGAGAUGCGGGAUGUGCUGAUGGACUGGAACGGCGUUGUGUUCAACCGCUCCAUGCACUUCUUCCGCCAUGGCUGCUUCUCCGAUGCCGAUUUCGCCUACCCCAGCGGCAACACCACGGUGCAGCGGGUGGGGCGCAUGGUGAGCAUGGUGUACACGCCUGCCACCAGCUUCUACCACUCCAUCAUCGAGUGGGUGCCUCAGUGGCUCGUGCUGAGGGAGCUGCUGGAGGAACACCCGAACAUGCUCAUAGCCAUGCGCGCUGCUCAGCUGCAAUUGUACAACAGCACACUGAAACACAUCGUGGGAGUGGAGCCAGCAAGCAUGAAUCUGCUGGUUUUGGACUGGCAGCACCGCAGCACCCUCUUUCACGCACAGGCACUCUACCAGCCUGUAUACCGCUGCUGCGGCCGUGCCACACCCACUAUGUGGCGCUUCCUCCGCCGAAACUUUUUCCUUCCGCCCGACGGGCUGCCCUUCUUCGAGCCCGAAACUUUCCGCCUGCGCCGAACCUCCCCUCUAAGCUACCAAGACGUAACAGACUUACUUAGCCAGCGCGAGGAGCAGCAGUCGCACCAGAAUCGCCGGCUGGAUGUGCUAAAACCUGCACCUGUGCCGAGCCUAGCGGAGACGUUCGGGAUGACGACGGGGCUGAACUGGGUGACGAUCCUGGUUCGGAGGCCUGGGAAUCUUUCGCGGAAUCUGGAAGAGAGUGUGUAUGAGAGAGUGGAGGGGCGGAUGAGGCUGGAGUUUGGGGAGAGGAGGGUAGUGGUGUUCGAUGGGAGUCUGCCACUCAUGGAAGCCCGUGCUCUCUUCCGUCGAGCCGCCCUAUUGGUCGGCACGCACGGAGCCGCCCUGACCAACCUCCUCUUCAUGCCACGUGGCGCUUUCCUAUUGGAGAUCCGCCCGCGGGGUUACCCCAACGCGUGUUACCACCACCUAGCCAGCGUGUCGCAGAUGCACUACUGGCUGCUGCUGGGGAAUGGGACAAAAGACUCCGCCCUGGCGGUGGACCCGGGGGAGGUGCUAUCUACGAUAAGGGAAGUUGCCGGGAGGGUGUUUGCUUCUGUUAAGGGGGAGGGGAAAGAAGCGGGAGAGAGGUUGGGGGAGAGAUUGAAAAGGGAAGAGGAGGAGAAAGAAAAGAGGGAGAAAGAAAAGAGAGAGAAAGAAAGGAGAGAGAAAGAGAAGAAGAGUGCCGAGGCGAAGAGAAAGAAGGGAGUUGGUAGUGGUGGUGCUGGUGGUGCUGUCAGGGCAUCUCCUACCACUGUAGCCAGUACUGCUACCGCUGGCGCUACGGCAUCCCCUGCUACAGCUGCUGCUACAACUGCUGCAAGUGCUGCAAGUGCUGCACCAGCUACCACCGACGCUGCUCUCACUACCCAGCCCGACAUUUCAGAUUCCUCUAGCCCCUUUCCCACUUCACCCCUCCCCUCCAUAUCUACCUCGUCCGAGUCCGACCCCAUUCCCCCCCUCAUUUCUACCACCACUCCAUCCUCGCCCACCUCUCUCCCCAUCCCGCCCCUCCCGCCUCCCACCUUCCCUAUCCCCCUCGCCUCGUCCCCCUCCUUCCCCUCCGGUUGCGCCUGUUACCGCCUGCGUAACGCCUUCUGCUGCACGCAGGCCGUGUGCGUGUGCCGCAAUGUCUGCUACAACGGGUCGGCAUUGCUCGGCAGAUUCGGGCCCGAUACCGUGGAUCCCGAGGUUGGGGACAAUGGGUCUUCUUCUUCCCUCUCCGCCUCCCCUUUGCCCUUCCCCUUCCCCCCGCGCUCCCCCCACCCCUGUCUCCCCCCCGUCCACGCCCCCCCCACGGCCAACAAGACCGCCCUGCUCUUCCCCACUUCCUGCUCCAACCUGCCACAGUUUGGCCGCAUGCUGAGGUCAGCCUUGUCAGAGGCGCCUGUGAAAGGGGGGCUGCAGGGUGCAGGGGAUGGCAGGUGGCAGCGGUGGGUUGAGGGAGGGGCAGAGUGGCGAAUGGGAGGCACACUGUUUGUGCCACUCACGCAUCAGACGACCAACGUGGCGCACUUUCUAGGAAAGGCGGCUCACAUCCUGCUGGUGAACAACGUCACGUCCAAUACGGGCCUGCCACGUGUCGACAGGUUCCUGCUGCCUCGCGCUGAUUGGACCGUGCACAGAAUGAAGGAGCAUGGCCCACACGGCUGGCUGCCCUCCAUGCUGCACCUGCUCCUCCGCAUGGCACUCGAGCCCCUCCUGCCCUCCUCCCUCCUGCCCGCCCUCCUCGCCUCCAUCUCGCCCUCCGCCCUCCUCGGCCCCGGCCCUUUCGCCGGUGGGCGGGUGGAGUUUGAGGCGCAGCUGAACGCAGCGAGUGACAGCAGGCCCAUGUGCUUCGACACACUCGUCAUUCCUGGCUUCCUCAAGGCCAUCACGUUCAACGGCAUGGCUGCAGAAGCGGAGAUGGUGAGGCAACAACUGAGGGAGGUGUUUCUCACGCCUGAUGGCCGACCAGUGGCGGACAUCAUGGCAGGGAGCAGCGCUGGCAGCAGCAGCAGUGGUGACAGCGGCAGUAGCAGCGCCUUAACCAGCAGCAGCAGCAGCAGCAGCAGCAGCAGCAGCAGCGAUCGGCAUUAUCCUGAUGACGGGUCGCCGGUUCGUCUGCUGUACGUGACUCGCAACGACACCAUGACCACCGGGAGGCGGGUCAUGCAUGCCGACAGCCACAAGGCACUACAGGAGCUGUUUGGGCGGCUCAACUUCCAGUUGACAAUGACAGAAUACGCCGUCCUCCCAUUCUCUCAGCAGCUAGCCCUCACUGAUUCAGCUGAGAUAAUCGUGGCUCUGCACGGCGCAGGGCUCACCAACCCCACCUGUUUCGCCCGCACCGACGCGAUCGUCCUCGAGAUCUCCCCCUUCGGAGUGUUCUACGAUCUUUAUUACUACACUGCUAUAAACGCGGGGAUAAACUAUAUGCAGUAUCAGUGCACUGCAGGGCCUCCGCCUGCGCCUGCUAACGAUUCGCUCUAUGCGGGGAUGAGUCCGAUGGAGUGCGAUAGGGAUGCGGCUUGUAAGAAGUAUCGGACGCACACCCGCAAGGUACAUUUGGCCGAUAAAGACGUGGAAGGAAUAAGGAAACUGCUGGAACUUGCCAAGGAGUUUGUGACUGAUGUCAGGCGAUAUGGGAGGGAGGAGGCCGGAAAGCGGUUGCAGCAGUCAUAUGGGGAUCGGUGUGUGGAGAAGAAGUUGAGAAAGGAAUGUAGGAUGAGCUUUUUGCGAUCUCCUCUAGCUGAACCGGAUUAUGAGUGUGUGCUGUCACUUGAUUGCCCUUAUAUUCAGCCUACAUGAUGUUUUGCUGUGUAAUUAUCUUAGACCUUACUGGUAUAUGGGGUGUGUCAAACAUACCGUAAUCCCCCGUAUAUAACACCCGCCGAAAUAGUCACUCCGCGGGUGGUUUAUGCGGGGGAGAGCUUAUGAUAGGGUGAAUUUAGGAGAGCACCCGCUUUUCGGGGGUUGCAUUUUACAUAACACCCUCCUCGUUUUAUGCAGCAAAGAACAGUAUU